Molecule: messenger RNA, 2124 nt
Organism: Solanum verrucosum
Lineage: Eukaryota; Viridiplantae; Streptophyta; Magnoliopsida; Solanales; Solanaceae
Product: putative late blight resistance protein homolog R1B-16
Exons: 1
Biological process (GO): defense response to other organism
Molecular function (GO): ADP binding
Source: RefSeq, a predicted model, not a curated record
AUUGCAAAAUUCCAUGCUUGCCCUGGCUGUAUUAUUGUUGGGAUGGGGGGACAAGGUAAAACAACUUGUGCUAGAAAGUUGUAUAAUACUGACUACAUUGUUUCUCGCUUCGAUGUUCAAGCAUGGUGCAUCAUUUCCCAAACAUAUCACCGGAGAGAGAUAUUACAAGAUAUUUUCAGUCAAGUUACCGGUUCCAAGGACAAUGGAGAUAAGGAUGACAUCCUCGCGGACAAGUUGAGGAAAAGCCUAAUGGGAAAGAGAUAUCUCAUUUUAUUGGAUGAUAUGUGGGACGGUACGGUAUGGGAUGACUUAUGUCUUUGUUUCCCUGAUGUCGAAAAUAGAAGCAGAAUUGUAGUAACAACUCGACUUGAGAAAGUCGGUGAACAUGUCAAGCGUUAUACUGAUCUUUAUUUCCUUCCGUUCCUCACACCAGAUGACAGCUGCAAAUUGUUGCAGAGAAGUGUUUUCGAAAAGGAAGACUGUCCACGUAAACUACAAGAUGUGAGUCAAGCAAUCGCAGAAAAAUGCAAAGGAUUGCCUCUGGUGAUUAUCUUAUUAGCUGGAAUUAUCAAAAGGAAUAAGAUGGAAGCCUCUUGGUGGCAUGAGGUUAAAAAUUCUCUGCUUUCCUAUCUUGGUGAAGCUGAAGGACAUGGUCUUUCGACUAUGCAGUUAAGUUAUGAUAACUUACCGGAUUUUUUAAGGCCUUGUCUUCUUUACAUGGGGAUGUUUCCGGAAGAUGCAAGAAUUCCAAUGUCUAAAUUGAUAAGUCUAUGGAUGGCGGAAGGGUUCGUGCAGAACAUUGAAUCUGCUGAAGGUUACUUGACGGAUCUCAUUAGCAGUAACGUGGUAAUGGUUUCUAGGAGAAGAUACAAUGGUAAAGUCAAAGUUUGCGAGGUUCAUGAUGUAGUGCUUCACUUUUGCUUGGAGAAGAGUAGAGAAGAAAAUUUUAUGCGGGCAGUGAAGGGACAUUAUAGCCAGCUUCAACCUUUUGAAUGGAAGGAAAGUCGAGUGAGCGUUAGUUUCAGUAAUGAGCUUUCCAAGUUUGUAUCUCCGAGCACCAAAACACGGGAGCCUUUUCACCAACACUUGAGGUCGUUGAUAACGACAAAUGGAUCAGUAAUUGGUACUCAUGUUUUUAAAGUGGGACUUCUUAAGGUCUUGGAUUUGAGUUCUCAUCGAAUGCCUCAUUUUUCGUCAGCUACAUUGAAACCACUAAUUCACCUGAAGUACCUCGCAGUUUCCACAAAUGAAUUCUAUUGUCAUCCAGAAUCACAUCUGCCCCAUCUGGAAACUUUACUUGUGAGGGGUUUAUCCAAGUUUACAGUGUUACCAUCGAGUUUUUGGAAAAUAGAAAAACUAAGGCAUGUUGAGAUUGGCACAGAUGAAUUCGAAAACAAUAAGCAACGGAUCUUUGAAGAAUCCUCUAAAUUGGAAAAUUUGAGGAUAUUAAGGGGAGUUGAGUUUCCAUUUGAUCAAGGUGAUAGCGCGGAUGUGUUAUUAUGUAGGUGUCCUAAUCUUCAAGAACUUGACAUCACGUUUAAAGGCGACAAAUCUAUUAGUGUAGAUACUUCUUGGGUUGAUUCUCCGGAUAUUUGUCUCAAACUGGAAAGUCUUACCGAGCUUCAAAUACUUCGUGUUUCCUUUCAAUGGUCUAUACUACUAUCCGGGUUGCAGUUGCCUUCAAAUUUAAAGAAGUUGGUACUAAGAGGAACUUCUUUAUUUAGCUUCUAUAUAGAAAGCACGAUUUCCGUCAUUGCAGAACUUCCAAAUCUUGAGUAUCUCCAAUUAAGAGUGGAUCCAUAUAGUUGUUAUAAAUCAAAUGAGUUGUGCCUUAGACAUAUCACGUUCCAUAAACUUAAGGUCUUGAAACUGGUGAAGUUACGUGUCUCAACGUGGGAUGCCUCAGAGGAAUCUUUUCCAUUGCUUGAAACACUUGUUAUAAAAGACUCUAAGCAGCCCAAGGAGAUCCCUCUUAGCUUCGCGGAUAUUCCAACACUGAAACAAAUUAAGUUGAUUAGGUGCAACAACAAAUUUCUCGAGGCUUCAGCUAUGAAAAUUAAGGAAGAAGUUGAAGCGAUUGAAGGAUGUGAUCGUAUAGACCUCAUUAUAAAGAAAAAAAGCUAA